This is a messenger RNA of Synchiropus splendidus (mandarinfish), 3408 nucleotides long. RefSeq names its product junction plakoglobin-like. Gene Ontology annotation, cellular component: adherens junction; catenin complex. Gene Ontology annotation, molecular function: cadherin binding; transcription coactivator activity; protein phosphatase binding. Bases 237 to 2486 code for a protein of 749 amino acids. The transcript is spliced from 18 exons. NCBI's taxonomy places the organism in Eukaryota, Metazoa, Chordata, Actinopteri, Syngnathiformes, Callionymidae. The record is from RefSeq and is a predicted model, not a curated record. Gene Ontology annotation, biological process: positive regulation of transcription by RNA polymerase II; cell adhesion.
CGCCGGUCCUUACUCCACCCGGCUGACUGAGCGUCGCACAGCGCGUUGAAUCGGAGACAGCGAGGAGAGGCUGCAGAGUCGCACCUGACCACAGAGUGGAUUUAGAUCCAGCAGCGGGAGAGACUCACCGCUCCCAAGAACCCCAGCCCCUCCUUCGUGUUGGUCUGCUCCUCGGAGGGUCCUGUGCUGCACGAGAACAAGAGGUCAGUCGUUGGUGAGGGCAGCAGUGGAAGGGGAUGAUGUCCAUGCAAAUGAGUGAGGCGGACGGCGUGGUGAAGGUGGCAGAGUGGCAGCAGACCUACUACGCGUCCGACUCAGGCAUCCAAUCAGGAGCCACCACAGUGCGAGACGACGAGAGCAGCACAGAGCACAGCGGCUGCAGGAACUACCCGGGCAGUGCUUCAGUUGCGGCCCCUGAGCCUGGGGCUUCUGUCACUGCAGGUGAAACUGCAGCCGCUGGCCGAGACAGUCCCACAGAUCUGGACGCUCAGUACUCACUGACCAGAGCUCAACGAGUCCGUGCCGCUAUGUUCCCAGAGACCCUGGUGGAAGGAGAGGCUGCCAUGCCUGUGCAGUCAGAUCCCGCUCAGCAGAGCAAUGUGCAGCGGCUGGCCGAGCCAUCGCAUCUCCUGAAGAAUGCCAUUGUUCAUCUGAUUAACUACCAGGAUGAUGCUGAACUGGCCACCAGGGCGGUGCCAGAGCUCACCAAACUUCUGGCAGAUGAUGAUCCGGUUGUGGUGAACAAGGCGGCCAUGAUUGUGAACCAGCUCACUCGCAAGGAAGCCAGCAGACGGGUGCUGGUGCAGUCUUCAGCUUUGGUCAGCGCCAUCGUGCGUGCGAUGACAACUGCUGUCGACAUGGAGACGGCCCGCUGCACAGCCAGCGUGCUGCACAGCCUCUCCCACCAGAAGGAAGGAUUGCUGGCCAUUUUCAAGUGUGGAGGGAUUCCAGCGUUGGUCCGGAUGCUCAGCUCUCCGGUGGAGUCCGUUUUGUUUUACGCCAUCACCACCCUCCACAAUCUCCUGCUGCACCAGGAGGGGGCCAAGAUGGCGGUGCGUCUCGCCGACGGCCUGCAGAGGAUGGUGCCCCUCCUGAAGAAAAGCAACCCCAAGUUCCUUGCCAUCACCACAGACUGUCUGCAGCUGCUGUCUUACGCCAACCAGGAGAGCAAGCUGAUUAUUCUGGCCAACGGAGGACCGGAUGGUUUGGUGUUCAUUAUGAGAAACUACAACUACGAGAAGCUGCUGUGGACCACAAGCCGAGUGCUGAAGGUUCUGUCCGUCUGCCCCAGCAACAAGCCUGCCAUCGUGGAAGCAGGCGGCAUGCAGGCGCUGGGGCAACACCUCACAGGUUCAAGUCAACGUCUGAUCCAGAACUGUCUGUGGACUCUGCGGAACCUCUCAGACGCUGCGACCAAGCAGGAGGGGUUGGACGGUCUGCUGCAAAUUCUGGUCACUCAGUUGGGCUCCGAUGAUGUCAACAUGCUCACCUGUGCCACAGGCAUCUUGUCCAACCUCACCUGCAACAACUCACGCAACAAGACACUGGUGACCCAGUUUGGCGGGGUGGAAGCUCUGAUCCAUGCGGUUCUGCGUGCUGGGGAGAAGGAGGAUGUGGCUGAGCCGGCGGUCUGCGCCCUGCGUCACCUGACCUCUCGCCAUCAGGACGCUGAGCUGGCCCAGAAUGCUGUGAGGCUGCACUAUGGCAUCCCUGCCAUCGUCAAGCUCCUCAGCCAGCCACACUACUGGCCUGUUGUCAAGGCUACGGUUGGCCUGAUCCGGAACCUGGCUCUGUGCCCCACCAACCAGGCGCCUCUGAGGGAAGCAGGUGCCAUUCCACGAUUGGUCAACCUGCUUCUCAAAGCCCACCAGGACACGCAACGACACGCCUCUUCUUCUCAGCAAACGUACCAGGACGGCGUCCGGAUGGAGGAAAUUGUGGAAGGGUGCACAGGAGCACUUCAUAUUCUGGCCCGAGACCCCAUUAACAGAGGGGAGAUUGCCAGCAUGCAGACCAUCCCUCUGUUUGUCCAGUUGCUCUACUCUUACGUGGAGAAUGUGAAGAGAGUGUCCGCUGGUGUUCUGUGUGAGCUCGCUCUGGAUAAGCAGUCUGCCGAACUCAUCGACGCAGAGGGAGCAUCAGCGCCGCUCAUGGAGCUGCUGCACUCCAACAAUGAGGGAAUCGCCACCUAUGCUGCGGCAGUGCUCUUCAGAAUUUCCGAGGACAAGAGCUCGGACUACAGGAAAAGAGUGUCCGUGGAGCUCACGCACUCACUUUUCAAGCACGACCCUGCUGCCUGGGAAAUGACUCACACUGCAGUUCCUCUGGAGCCCACGUACCUAGCUGACGAGCUGGAUGCUGCUUACCCCCCUUAUGGCUACACUGACCUGCCCCUGGACACUCUGCCGUUGGACCCGGAUUUCCACGAGUCCUACAUGUCUGAAAUGCCGUACGACCCCAGACAGGCUUACCCGGAGCCACUCUAACAGGAAGAUGAAUUGUAAUUCCGCCAAUGAAAAAAAACGGGACAACGCUAUACCGGGAGGCUUGGACUGGAGAGGCCGAGGGUUCAGGACUGAACUGACAGGGAGGAGCCCUUUUGCCACAGAUAUAGGGAACCACCCUGUGGUCCGAUCACGACGCGGCUCUUUAUUCAAUUGUGGUAUAUUGUUGCUGUACAUGAUGACAAUGUAUCUUCGUCCUACUGUUGGCCGUGAAAGUGAGUGUGUGUGUGUGUGUGUGUGUGUGAGGGCGUGGUGUUUUAUUAAGCAAACAAUCGAUGUACGAAUGCUUUUGGCACUUUAGAACCAUUGAUGGUCCAGAUGUGUCGCAGGUGAGGUCCACCUCUUCCACCUGUUGAAAACAAACUUUACUUACUGAAACUGAUCUCUGGUUUCUUCUAUCGCCCGCAAGAUCACAGGUGACGACAUGCACCCUCUUAGGAAACGCCACCAUGUGUAUAAGAAGGUCAAUAUGUAGCUUUUCCCGCCAUGAGGAGAUCCCUGACUUCCUUGCUGGCACAUGUUAAUGGUCUGUCCCCAACUGGGCUCCUGUUUUUAGAUGUUUGAAUCCCCGGGUGUCCAUGUGUGGUCGUUGCAUGGUAGUUUAUUGUGUCUGCAUUGACAUAUACUUUACCUUCACGGAAAAAAAAGGCCCCAUUUUGGACGACAGGUCCAGGAAGUUCAGUUCCACACGGGGGACACGUCGAGAACCUCCGGCCACUCUUCAAACCAACGUCACGCCUCCACCAUGUCCAUCGCAUGAUCAGCUAGAGGAGCAGCGGGAGGCGCGGCCGUUGCCGUGGGCGACCAGGAACAGGCUCUUGUUGCAAAGUUCCGCCAUGUUAAGAAGCACAACUAUCCUUGUGAUUACGUCACAGCGUUCUUGUUACUCCUUCUGGAAUCUAUU